AUGGCCGACCUAGCAUUUCGUUACAACUAUGCGAUAGUUUGUAGAAUCCCUAACAGUUUUAGGACGGGGUCAAGUCGAGCUAAAGGACAAGUAGAUCUUCAAAGAUGCAGAGAAGAACACAGAAAUUUGAUCGAGACUUUAAAAGUGUGUGGUGUGAGCAUAAUCGAACUGGAGGCCGCCGAAGCGUACCCGGAUUGUCACUCGGUUGAAGACACGGCCGUUGUUAUCGGCGGUACAGCCUUAAUCGCUAAUCCAGGUUGCCACGCCAGACGUGGCGAGGUAGCUGAGAUCCGAACAGUUCUUAAGAGAGAUUUAAACUUCACAGUGACGGAUAUCAAAGAUCCAUUAGCCACUGUGGAUGGAGGAGAUGUCUUCUUUACAGGCAAAGAGAUCGUUGUUGGUGUGUCCGAGAGAACAAACCGAGCCGGGGCUUGCGCUGUUGCCAUGGCGUUCCAAGACUAUAAUGUGUUCACAGUGAAUGUGCCGGGACCCAAACCACUCAAAGCCUACAUACAGAUGGCCGGCAAAGACAUCAUGGCCGUGGGUAACAGCCCGGAAGCCAAGAAAAUCUAUCAGCAAAUAAUCAGCAGCAUGAUGUACCAGUACAAGAAGAUGGAGUUGGAUGACGAAGCGGUGGGGAACCUGAUCUACGUUAAUGGGCACCUGAUCCACCGUACGCGUAACGAGAUCAAAGACAGCUACGUGGAUUUUGACAUGAAGAUCGGUUACACACGGCAUGACCUUGAAUGGUCUGCAAUGGCCGCCGCUAAUAACCACAUGUCUUCAUCCGUUCUAUUCGUGUGUAAAGACAAACACCAGAAGGACAUCAUCUCCAACAUUGAGGAGUACGACCUGUGCCCUUUUGCUUACCUCAAGCCAACUUCCCAGCAAGAUCACCAUGCAGGUACCCUGUAGGUACCAUGCCAACCUCAUUCAGCCAUGCCCCCUUCAACUUCAUCAUGUAGCCAGCUGAAGACAUUAUUAGACUAAAGCAAAAAGAAAAAAAAAAAAAAAAGGGAAUAGAGCAUUGUGUUAUUUGGAAAAUACCUUUAGUGUGUCACAUUCUUACUUGCACAUUUAUUCUGAACUUAUUCAAAGCAGAUCUGAAGUUUGUGAGAAUGCAUCAAACCAUUCAUAAGCAAUUAUCACUGUAAAGAAAAGAAGAUUCCAAUUUUGUGUCUCAUUUUGAAUGAUGUAUGUGACAAUGCAAAUUUGAAUAAUUAGGAGAUUGAUACCAUUAGUUUUAUGUUUUAAAGUUAAAGGGAUAUUCCCUAUUAAUGUCUGAUGUUAUAUUUACACAUUUGUUGUAAAUUUGAGAAGACCCCUAAACCUCAAGACACCUUGCACCAUGUAUUGAAUGAGUUGCCUUAAUAAUAUGUGUAACACAUUGCUAACAACGUACUCAGAGAAACAAUGGAAGACAGUUAGUGACACAUUGCAUGUUCCGUAGUAUUUCGAUCAUUGUGCUAUAGUAGGUUGUAAAUAUUUUCUGGAAGCAUGAAUUCAUGGGAAAGGGUUAAUUGAUUGAUUCAGGCCAGGUUAAAAAUACACCUGAUUAAAAGAGAAGCCCAAUAUGAUUGUGCCUGUCAUUGAUUGAUGAUCAAUACCUGUAUUCGUUUAAUGUGUACACAGUUUUGUGACGUUUUGAAUUGAGGCAUAUUUUGAGGCAUAAUGUGCGAAAUGCUGUGUGUGUGUGAGUGAAAAAGACCACUUCUUGCCAAAGUUAAAGACUCAUUCUUUUUGUGUGUUGAGUCUCAGUCUGUUCAGUAUACACACUACUUGUCAACAGAGAAAGCUUUUGUAAAUGAACGAAAGAUUUUGUUCGAGUACAGACUGGAUUCAUGCUUCCGCAACAUGUUGUCUUUGACGUAAAUAGACCAAUCAAAUGCUCCGAAAAUUUUAACUUCUACAACUUCUUGGACCUUGAAUAUGAGAUGCAUAACUUGUCACGUGAGAGGUCACCUGAAUAGGUUGUAGUAAAGUGGUCUGUCCUGGAAAAGUGAAUUUCUCAGUGGGAUUCCCGCUUCUACAGCAUGUUGUCGUUGACCUGAAUGUACCAAUCAGAUGCUUGGAGAAGUCAUUUUGACUUGCGCAGUAUGAGUCCUUGAUUAUAGGACUGAUGCUUAAGUUGCAGUUUAUUAAGUGGGCACCUGAAUAGGUUGUCGUAAAAUGGUGAAAAAGUGAAUUUUCUCUUUGGGAUGCUGGCAAACAUUUGUGUUUUUUACAUGAAGUUCAUAUGUAAUAGACGAUAAAGACACGUUGGAAAAAAUGAAAUACAUUGGGACUUGUAGUCGAAGUAGUGCUUACUGUAGUUUUUGACAUUAAUACUGUAGCAUGCCUAGUGCAGAGUUGUGAUUAUGUUUCAUUUGUUAUUAAGAUGUUAGUAGCUGUGCAACUUUUGUUGCCGAAAUGCAAGAAAAAAUAAUUUAGAUUGUCUUAAGAAAAACAUAUGUAACCUUUUUCCCAUGAAAUAGACUUUAGAGCACACUUAAUAUUCAUGUACAUGCAUUUGUGCAUGUCUUCCUUAAUAUCUGAUCUAAUCAUGCUACGGAAGAAGAUUUUGUUACACAACUGCUGGCUAUUUCGUUAUUAGGCUUGAGGGACCACAGCGUAGCAUUUGUGGAUGAUGUUAAUUGUUUCAUGAAAGAUGACAAACUUUUUUGGAAUUUUUUACUGUUAUCUCUAUUAAGUUUGUAAAUGUGAGAUAUUUUUGGCUUGGAUCAUUGUUUAUACUGUAAAGCUUUGCUGUGGUUGUGCAUUGCCAAGGGUUGAUGCUUGUCUGCACUUUUAUGUGCUUGUGUUAGGGUAGAGCUGCUGUGUUUAUUGGUUGUGUUUAAGGGAGUAAAGCUGGAAUAUCCAUAUUGUGCUUCUCAUUGCUUAGGCUUUUUUAAACUGUUUCAUCAAGUUUGCAUGUUAAUAGUAAGAUCAGGCCAGUAUUGGAGUGAAAUCAUUCAAACCCAGAUAUUCCUGCAGUUUGUUUAUUGGACAAGGCAAGAAGCAUUUUAAGACAUGAACACCUCAGAUAACUGGUUGUUGUUGUUGAAAUAACUACAAGAAAGAUAUCACGUAGGCAGUGGUGAAGUGCAUUUGCUUUUGUUGGGUUUUGAGAUUCUGGUUAUUUUUACAGUUAUUCCCACAAAAUGCCGAUUGGGCAAAUGGUAUCAGUAAAUAUCACGAACGCCCGAAACUGACACUGUUGAUCUGGGUAGUUUGACCAAGUUCCUGGUGUCAAAAAUUAAUAACUUACACUGUCAUCAUAGUUGAUGAAUUUAUGUGCUGCCCAAAGAGUUUUUAAAGUUACCAGAAGGACCAAAUUUUUCUUGACUGCUCUGCCUGUGUUUUUUUUAUGAGUUCAUGUCGCAAACUGGUAAACACUUUCUUUACCCAUUUAAUUUGAAGGGGUAGAUGAAGUUUUUGACUGACAUGCAGGAGUGUGGUCAUAUUUUUUACUUUUGCUGUCUGGCUUACAGCCAAAGUACAGGUAUAUAAAUUAAGCCUAGUGGAGAAUAGGGUGGUAGACGUAUACACUCUUCUUUUCUCAUGUAUUAUGAUCAGUUCUAUCUUCACUGCAGUAUGACUUUUGGUGUGUAGAGAUCUUUAUAAAAGUGUAUUCCCCCAUUGCUUGUUUGUAUAUGUAGAGGAGUCUAAUUCUAUUUUUAUUGAUAUACAAUGUGCAUUAUUAUAGAGGUUUUAUUGAGGUUGCUCGCUC
Molecule: messenger RNA, 3709 nt
Organism: Liolophura sinensis
Lineage: Eukaryota; Metazoa; Mollusca; Polyplacophora; Chitonida; Chitonidae
Product: N(G),N(G)-dimethylarginine dimethylaminohydrolase 1-like
Exons: 5
Coding region: 1-915 (304 amino acids)
Biological process (GO): arginine metabolic process; positive regulation of nitric oxide biosynthetic process
Molecular function (GO): dimethylargininase activity; amino acid binding
Source: RefSeq, a predicted model, not a curated record